This is a messenger RNA of Peromyscus eremicus (cactus mouse), 1203 nucleotides long. It is a transcript of the gene Sirt5, whose product is annotated as sirtuin 5. Lineage: Eukaryota; Metazoa; Chordata; Mammalia; Rodentia; Cricetidae. The transcript is spliced from 9 exons. Bases 146 to 1078 code for a protein of 310 amino acids. Gene Ontology annotation, molecular function: protein-malonyllysine demalonylase activity; protein-succinyllysine desuccinylase activity; NAD+ binding. The record is from RefSeq and is a predicted model, not a curated record.
GAUAGGGAAGCCAGCGACAGGGUGGGUGGCGGGAUGGGCGAUGGGCGGGAGAGAAACCGAGGCAGAAGCUGGGCCCGGAAGGCGGUGACCUGGAGGAAGGGCAUUUUGGCUAAGCCUGCUGGAGUAGCACUUCAAAGAAAACCUGAUGCGCCCACUCCAGAUUGUUCCAAGCCGAUUCAUUUCCCAGCUGUGUUGCAGACUGAAGGCUCCGUCCUCCCCACAAAGCAAGAUCUGCCUCACCAUGGCUCGUCCAAGUUCAAAUAUGGCAGAUUUUCGGAAAUGUUUUGCAAAUGCAAAGCACAUAGCCAUCAUCUCAGGGGCUGGUGUUAGUGCGGAGAGUGGGGUUCCAACUUUCAGAGGAGCUGGAGGUUAUUGGAGAAAAUGGCAAGCUCAGGACCUGGCGACCCCUCAGGCCUUUGCCCGCAACCCAUCCCAGGUGUGGGAGUUCUACCACUACCGGAGAGAGGUCAUGCAGAGCAAGGAACCCAACCCGGGGCACAUAGCCAUCGCCCAGUGCGAAGCUCGGCUGCGUGACCAGGGCCGCCGGGUUGUGGUCAUCACCCAGAACAUUGAUGAGCUGCACCGCAAGGCUGGCACCAAGAACCUGCUGGAAAUCCACGGAACCUUAUUUAAAACUCGGUGCACCUCUUGUGGCGCUGUCGCUGAGAAUUACAAGAGUCCAAUUUGUCCAGCGUUAGCAGGAAAAGGGGCUCCAGAACCAGAGACUCAAGAUGCCGGGAUCCCAGUUGACAAACUUCCCAGGUGUGAGGAGGCAGGAUGCGGUGGCUUGCUGCGACCUCAUGUGGUGUGGUUUGGAGAAAACCUGGAUCCUGCUGUUCUGGAGGAGGUAGACAGAGAACUGGCUCUCUGUGACCUGUGCCUAGUGGUGGGAACAUCCUCUGUGGUCUACCCCGCUGCCAUGUUUGCCCCUCAGGUGGCUGCCAGGGGAGUCCCAGUGGCUGAGUUUAACAUGGAAACCACCCCAGCCACCAACAGAUUCAGGUUUCAUUUUUCAGGACCCUGUGGGACAACUCUUCCUGAAGCCCUUGCUCCUCAUGAAACUGAAAGGAUUUCUUAAUUACCCUGUGCAAAGAGGAGAAGAUCGUGUCGCACAUAACCAGGGCACCAGCAGGAGAGGUGAUUCUGUGGCUGGUGAACUGAACUUUGGAAAGUCUAAAAACACCCUUCGUGUCCCUAGAGGAC